AAUCAUCUCCUAAACUUCGUGAAUCCGAAGAGGAACCUUCAUUAGUGUGGACGGAAGGUUAUCCUCUUCCUCCAUAUUCAGUUUCUUAAUUUCGAAACCGACGGUGGCCGACUAUGGAUGCCGGAGAAGUAAUUUGGAAAGAGAUCGAACUCGCUGAGAGCUAUCUUGUGUGCGCCAUGUUCGAGGAAGCAGUAGCCCUAUCUUCCUCUGUUUUAAAGCGUGUUUCUCAACUGGAAAAUGGUAUUGAAAAAAAUGAAAUGAUGGAAUCGGCUGGUAUGGUUUUAAUUCAAUCUUUGAAGGAACUUGGAAGGACAUCACAGAUACUGGAUGAGCUCAAAGUAUCAUUUCCUUCCGUUGCAGCCAUCCCUUUUACUGUUCUUUUAUUUGGGGCGUGUUUUCAUUUCUCGGAAGGUCUUUCUGAUAUGCAAUCUUUACUAGAAGAGUUCCUUAGCAAGUGGAGUUUAUUGAAUGAGGAAAUAUAUGUUUUUGUUGGCUCAAGAAGUAUUGAUGACAGAGAAUGUUUUGAUGGCCAUGCUCAGUUGACUGUUGAUGAAUAUCUCCAACUUGUUCAUGUUUACCUCCGGAUUGUCACAGAGAUAGGUUUGAAGGAUGUGGAUCUUGCUGUUUCUUGGGUUGAGAAAGCUGCUUUACCUGAGGGAAAGCGUCAGAUAAUUUUGAGGAGGCUAGACUACCUGCAGUCUAAGAAAGCGGCCAGUUCGUCACAAUCGUCUUCUUCAUCUUUGCUUAGAAAUGACCAUAGAACACAUUUAUCUUCUUCAGAAGGACUUCAAGCAUCAGAAACAGCCUUAGACCCUGCAUAUCAAGAUGGAGGAAGUGCUAACAGAGAAACAGUUCUAAGACUACAUAAACUUACAAAACCAUCGUUUUGGCCGUUCCGUACCAUAACAUUGAAGUUUGGAAGUUUUCGUCUUGUCAUAUCCACCAGAAAGAUUGUGCUUAGCUGUUUGCUAGUUCUAAUUUAUUAUCUGCUGCGAAGGAAACUAACAGCUUUGAAGAGGAUGGCUCAGGAACAAGGUUCGUCCAUGAAGAAGGCACUGGUAGACCUGUGGCAGCUUGCAUUUUCAUAUCAAGUGAACCCUUUAGCUAUUGCUCAACCCCUUUCUGGAGCAGCUCGUGGAGUCUCAUGAUUCUUAGAAUCGUUGUUUUUCUGUCAUUUCAUGUAUAAAUCUGCAUUUACAAGCAUUUUUCUUUUAAUGGGAAUUUAUGUUCUCUUUGCUUCAUUGUGCUGCACAACCUGAUGUACUUUAUAUCUAUAUAGAACUGAUAUGCUAAAUUUACCCUUCAUUAUACUAAAUUUAUUGGCCAAUGAGCGGUCGUCACUUUGUUGUUGUU
Molecule: messenger RNA, 1353 nt
Organism: Cucumis sativus (cucumber)
Lineage: Eukaryota; Viridiplantae; Streptophyta; Magnoliopsida; Cucurbitales; Cucurbitaceae
Product: protein APEM9
Exons: 6
Coding region: 114-1148 (344 amino acids)
Biological process (GO): peroxisomal membrane transport
Source: RefSeq, a predicted model, not a curated record